AUUUGCAACAAAUACUUAAUUAGUAUUCAUAUCAUUAAGUCUUCUCUUAAUAAUUGUAUCAGUUAAAGCGAACGAUCAUUUGUUUAUUGCACGAAAAUUUUGGAGCUAUAUGCGUUUUGUGGUAAGUGGUAGGUGCAAAUGUGCUUUCUUCACCCAUUAAAAAAUAACUGCGCCAUUAUGCAACAUGAAUCAUUCAUCCAACACUAAACAAAUUUUCAGCUUAUUUUAUGAAGCAGAAAACUAUAUGAUUUCAGCAACUUUUAACUUUCAUAUAUGGAAUAUACUAUAUAAUAUAAUGGAAGUUCACACGUCGCUAUGUUAUUAUUCUUUCCUUUUUCUUAGAUUUCGAAAACUUCCUGAUAUUACUUCUGCUUCGGUGUAUUAUUAGAAUUUCUAUUGUUUCUGCAUAUUUCCCUUCUUGUUUCCUGCAUCUCUUGUUCUAAAUUGUUGUGUUUAUACUUGAACCGAGGGUCUAUCGAAACCGUUUCUCUGUCUGUACAAGAAGAUUGCCUUGUGUGGAGGGUUGACUCUGAACUUCAGUCGUCACUGGACGGAGAUGGAGGAGCAGGAUAUUGGCCUUGUAUAUACAUUGGAUGAAGCACUCACAUCACUUGGUUUUGGGAAAUUUCAAUAUUUGGUUUUGUGUUAUGCUGGUCUUGGUUCCAUGGCUGAAGCUUUUGAAAUUAUGAUUCUGUCAUUUAUAGGACCAGUGCUAAGGUUAGAGUGGGAACUUUCUCCUACUCAAGAAAGUCUCAUAACAACUGUUGUUUUUGCUGGUAUGCUCAUUGGAUGUUAUUAUUGGGGUUUUAUCACUGACAAUUAUGGAAGAAGGAAUGGUCUUCUGAGUGUUGCAAUAGUGACUGCUGCACCUGCAGCACUGACUACUUUUUGUCCAAAUUAUAUUUGGUUUCUCGCUCUACGUAUUAUGGUUGGAUUUGGCGUAGGCGGAGGUUAUGUAUAUGGAUCUUGGCUUCUUGAAUUUAUUCCUCCACAAAGCCGAGGCAUGUGGAUGAUUAUCUAUUACGCGUUUUGGUCAAUUGGAACAAUACUUGAGGCUUUAUUAGCAAUGGUGAUUAUGCCAACAUUAGGUUGGAGAUGGUUACUGGCUUUAUCAUCUAUUCCAUCAUUUGCAGCACUUUUCUUGUACAUUUUUACAGUAGAAUCUCCGAGAUAUCUCUGUGCCAAAGGCAGAAUAAGCGAUGCACACGAUAUCUUGAGGAAAAUAGCUAUUGUCAAUAAGACAGAACUUCCCCCUGGAAUCCUUGUUACUGAUCAAGUGACUGACCUGAAUGAGGAAUUGCUUUCCCCUGGAGAAAACAAAACCUCAAGUUUUAAAUCAGGCUUCUCAUCGCUACUGAUGCUUCUAUCCCCCUCGUUACGAAGAAAUACCCUCCUCAUAUGGGUAGUUUUUAUUGGAAAUACUUUCUCAUAUUAUGGCAUUAUAUUGCUAACCUCACAGUUUAGCAGCGCUCAAAGUAGACACUCGUCAAUCUCUUUGUAUAUACACAAUGAUCAGAGCCUCUAUAGAGAUGUACUCAUCACUAGUGUUGCAGAGAUUCCUGGGCUUCUUAUAUCAGCUAUAAUGGUAGAGAAAGGUGGUCGGAAAUUUACUAUGGCACUUAUGUAUAUCUUCUGCAUCCUCUUCCUUUUACCGCUUCUUAUGCCUCGGCUUCAUGAGGCUUUAACUACUACUUUGCUAUUCGGGGCACGUAUGUUAAUCACAGCAAAUUUCGACAUCUCAAAUGUCUAUUGUCGAGAGAUAUAUCCAACGACUGUAAGGUCAACUGGUAUUGGAGUGGCAAGUUCUAUGGGAAGAAUAGGGGCCAUGAUUUCUCCAAUCAUAGCAGUGCAAUUAGUAAGGAGUUCUCAUCAAAUGGCAGCAAUCAUAGUUUUUGAAGCAGUUCUUGUUUUAUCAGCAACAUGUGUUCUGCUUUUCCCAAUAGAGACCAAGGGAAGGAAACUGAUUGAUACUCUUGUUGUCUAAAGUAAAAAGUUUGGACUCAAUCCAUCUUAUUUGAAUUGAAGUUUGCUCAACAUUGGAGAAGGAAACACAGAAAAUAGGUUACUUGUGUAAAUAUUUCACUUCAUGAAACUCCUCUUGAUCUGAUUAUGAAAUAAAAGUUCUUUUCGGAUAUAACCAUCUGAUAUUCGAAACUCAA
Nicotiana tabacum (common tobacco) is the source of this 2159-nucleotide messenger RNA. Its product is annotated as organic cation/carnitine transporter 7-like. Lineage: Eukaryota; Viridiplantae; Streptophyta; Magnoliopsida; Solanales; Solanaceae. The record is from RefSeq and is a predicted model, not a curated record. Gene Ontology annotation, biological process: transmembrane transport. Gene Ontology annotation, molecular function: transmembrane transporter activity. Gene Ontology annotation, cellular component: membrane.